Nematostella vectensis (starlet sea anemone) is the source of this 1641-nucleotide messenger RNA. RefSeq lists its product as uncharacterized. Bases 247 to 804 code for a protein of 185 amino acids. The transcript is spliced from 3 exons. Gene Ontology annotation, cellular component: mitochondrion. The record is from RefSeq and is a predicted model, not a curated record. Lineage: Eukaryota; Metazoa; Cnidaria; Anthozoa; Actiniaria; Edwardsiidae.
UCUAAUGAGCAGGAUGUAACAGGCCGAGCAGAUGAGUCACUAAGUAAUCUUGAGAGAAGAUAUUCAAGCAGUUACGAGACAGGGAAACUUUACGAGCUAGUAACUGUCUUUUGGUUGCGCCGCUUUCUAUUCGAGGUCACUCAUAGUGGCAAGAGAGGGGAUCGUGGCGUGGAUUUUCGCGGCUGUUUCAAACUUAAAGAACAAUUGUUUCCCGUUGUGGGCCAAUGCAAGUACCACAAGCGGAAAAUGGCUAGAGUUGGCCCCUCUCACGUGAGAGAAAUGGAGGGUGUACUUAGUCAAGAGGGAGAGGCGACUCUAGGUGUUCUAGUCAACAAUAUCGGCUUUACCAGUUUGGCAUAUGAACAUUUUAUGAGCUCUCCCUUACCACUUAUAUUUGUUGUGAUCACCGACAGACAUAGAUUGUCUCUUGUGUCUGGAAUCACAUUGACCAAGAAGUUGGAUAGUCAUGAUAAGUUGGGCCAAACCAAGCUUAAAUGGCAGUUACAAGCUGAUGCGGUUUGCGGUGGCAGCAAAGAAAAAGAUAAGGUUUUAAAUCAUGAUGCAGCCACUGAUCGAACACUUGAUUGUAAUGAUCAACAACAGAACAUGGCAAAUCAACAGACACCACAAAAUAACUGUGGUAAGAAAGUAAUUGAAAGAAAUUCUGAUGCUUACGACGGCUGGAGACUGAGUUUAUUUGAGUUGAACCCACCAGCAAGAACACUUCUACCUAAUCUUGUCAUUGGUCUUACUAUGGGUACUGAUGGACACAGGGUACCCAAUCUCAUGGCCUUGACAUUAUAACUUAGGUUUUCAGUAGUGGAUGUAGGGGGAGGGUUUAGGGGGUUCACCCCCCAUCCCCCCAUCAACUUAAGGCUGCCAGAAAGCCUAUGUAACAAACAAAUUACCCCCUACCCCCUUUGUCACUGAGCCAAACCCCCCCCCCCUUUAGCGAAAAGCUAGAUCCGCCCCUGGUUUUUAAAAGGGAGGACAAACAUUAAACAAAACCAGGCAUGAAACAAUGUGUUUAUUUAUAUUAUUACAAAAUUAUAAAAGCUGUUUGAUUACAACCUGUGAAGUCUAAGAAAAAUGAAUUGGCGAGUCAAGCCAAAAUAAGAACGGAAAUGACUGCAAUAAAAUCCCAAUGAAUAUACCCCUCUGUGGCUGAUUAGCACUGACUAUGUUGCUUUUGGUUGUAGUUAUUUUGCUGCUAGGUAAAAGCCAGAGUGCGCAACAAGUUUGCCACCCGAAUAAUCUUAAUUAGGCAUGGAAAAAUAUGUGUAUUUACAUGUUAUUACAAAAAGUUUUAAGCUGUAAUUCACGAUUAAUUGAAUUUUACCCUGCCUUAAAAUUAGACAUUGGACCUCAGUUUAGUAGGUUUUAAGCCAUUUUUAUCUACUGCUUGUAUUAGUAAUAAUAAUGAUAAUAAUCCCAAGAGAGCUAAUGCAAGUGAAUACAGAGAAUGUUUGAACAUUGUAGCAUGCAACAUAGCCGCCAUCUUAACCCCUCCCCCCCCCCCCCCAUUCUUCAUUUUUGCUCAAAAUCCAAGAUGGCGGUAAAUCGCUCGAGGUCGGUUUUUCGCUGUAAAAAAAAACACCUGGCUGGUAAGCGCCUGCUUUGCUGGCUAGAUGAGGUCCAAAA